AUGGCCCUGAGUCCUCGAGCUCGUCCCCCGCUCUCACUUCUCCCAGCCGAGGACAGACUUCACUCACGUGAGAACACUCAGACGACAUGGUGAAGAUCGGAAUCAACGGAUUUGGCCGUAUCGGCCGCCUGGUGACCCGCGCCGCCGCCUCGGGAGGCAAAGUGGAGGUGGUGGCCAUCAACGACCCCUUCAUCGACCUGGACUACAUGGUCUACAUGUUCAAGUACGACUCCACCCACGGCGUGUUUAAGCUCGGAGAGGUGAAGGCCGAGGGCGGCAAGCUGGUCAUCGGCAGCAUGCACAUCACGAUCUUCCACGAGAAGGACCCCGCCAACAUCAAGUGGGGCGACGCCGGCGCCGACUACGUGGUGGAGUCCACCGGCGUGUUCACCACCAUCGAGAAGGCCUCCGCUCACCUGAAGGGCGGAGCCAAGAGGGUGGUGAUCUCCGCCCCCAGCGCCGACGCCCCCAUGUUCGUCAUGGGCGUCAACCACGAGAAGUACGACAACUCCAUGAAGGUGGUGAGCAACGCCUCCUGCACCACCAACUGCCUGGCGCCCGUCGCCAAGGUCAUCAACGACAACUUCGGCAUCGUGGAGGGUCUCAUGAGCACCAUCCACGCCAUCACCGCCACCCAGAAGACGGUGGACGGGCCCUCCGGUAAGCUCUGGAGAGACGGACGCGGCGCCUCCCAGAACAUCAUCCCCGCCUCCACCGGCGCCGCCAAGGCUGUGGGCAAGGUCAUCCCCGAGCUCAACGGGUAGGUCACAUGACUGGAGGAGGCCGUUAAGCCCCGCCCCCAAAGAACUGGAUCAUUAAUAGACAUCGUCAUCCGUCUGGAGAAGCCCGCUAAGUACGAUGACAUCAAGAAGGUGAUCAAAGCCGCGGCUGACGGGCCCAUGAAGGGCAUUCUGGGAUACACAGAGGACCAGGUCGUGUCCACGGACUUCAACGGAGACACUCGCUCCUCCAUCUUCGACGCCGGCGCCGGCAUCGCCCUCAACGAGCACUUCGUGAAGCUGGUGUCAUGGUACGACAACGAGUUUGCCUACAGCCACAGAGUGUGCGACCUCGUCCUGCACAUGAGCUCCAAGGGUGAAGUCCUCCCCGACCCAUGACCCCCGUCCCAUGACCCCCCGUCCCCGUCCCGACCUUCACCUGUAACUGGACGCCGCCGCCCUGUCCUCCACGACGUCCGUCCAAUCCCAGAGAGAUUAGAAAACCUUUUUUAUAUACACUGAACUUUAUUGAAGUGACCUGUUGAGCGUGAGAAUAAAGUCCUGAGUGGAGCACC
Messenger RNA from Pseudoliparis swirei, 1294 nucleotides. RefSeq names its product glyceraldehyde-3-phosphate dehydrogenase-like. NCBI's taxonomy places the organism in Eukaryota, Metazoa, Chordata, Actinopteri, Perciformes, Liparidae. Gene Ontology annotation, biological process: glucose metabolic process. Gene Ontology annotation, molecular function: NADP binding; NAD binding; oxidoreductase activity, acting on the aldehyde or oxo group of donors, NAD or NADP as acceptor. The transcript has 12 exons. The record is from RefSeq and is a predicted model, not a curated record.